Messenger RNA from Lathyrus oleraceus (garden pea), 1336 nucleotides. Its product is annotated as probable serine/threonine-protein kinase PBL23. Bases 196 to 1332 code for a protein of 378 amino acids. The transcript has 5 exons. The record is from RefSeq and is a predicted model, not a curated record. Lineage: Eukaryota; Viridiplantae; Streptophyta; Magnoliopsida; Fabales; Fabaceae. Gene Ontology annotation, molecular function: protein kinase activity; ATP binding. Gene Ontology annotation, biological process: protein phosphorylation.
CAAAGUCAUCAUUUCUUUUCCUACCUAUGGCUUUUGAACAACAAUGAAACCUUUCCAUGUGUGAAAGAUUCUUUGAAGACAAAAUCCAUAGGAACAAUUUUUGAUUUUGAAGGGUUUGAAAACAAAACUCACAUGCUUUAAGGUUUAGAUUUGAAAAGGUGAUGCAAGAAUUUUGCAAAUAUUUAAGGGUGGAAAAUGAGUUUCUUUGCAUGUUGUAAAUCACAAGAUAAGAAUGAAAACAACUCAUUGAAGGAUAGUGUUAAGGAUUAUCGUAUCAUGUGUUUUAAAUAUGGUAGUGCCAAAAGGAAGUAUAUGGUGGAAGGAAUCAAUAAUGAUGAAAAAGGAAAUAUUACCUCUAAGACAUUUUCUUACAAUGAGUUAUGUGUUGCAACUAAGAAUUUUCAUGCAAGCAAUAUGGUUGGUGAGGGAGGCUUUGGGAGAGUUUACAAAGGACGCAUCAAAAGCAUAGACAAUAAGGUCGUUGCGGUAAAGAAACUUAAUAAGGAUGGAUUCCAAGGAAGUAGAGAGUUUCUUGCGGAGGUUAUGAUUUUGAGUUUUUUGCACCACUCUAACCUUGUCAAUUUGGUAGGGUAUUGUUCAGAAGGUGAACAAAAGAUUUUGGUAUAUGAGUACAUGGCAAAUGGUUCUUUAGAAGAUCACCUUUUUGAGUUACCGCAAAGCAAAAAGUCUUUGGAUUGGUAUACUAGAAUGAAAAUUGCGGAAGGUGCGGCGAAAGGACUUGAAUACUUACAUGCGGAGGCAAAUCCGCCUGUUAUAUACCGCGAUUUCAAAGCAUCGAACAUACUAUUAGACGAAAACUUCAACCCAAAACUCUCUGAUUUUGGACUUGCAAAACUUGGUCCGACCGGCGAUAAAACACAUGUGUCCACUAGGGUUAUGGGAACUUAUGGCUAUUGUGCACCUGAAUAUGCAUCAACAGGUCAAUUGACUACAAGAUCAGAUGUUUAUAGCUUUGGAGUUGUGUUUCUUGAGAUGAUCACAGGGAGAAGAGUACUUGAUUAUUCAAGAGCAUCGGAAGAACAAAACUUAGUCAAUUGGGCGCUACCACUACUCAAAAACAAAAGAAAAUAUGCAUCAAUGGUUGAUCCAUUGCUAAAAGGGAACUAUCCAGCAAGGGGUCUAUUACAAGCACUAGCAAUUGCAGCAAUGUGUCUAUUGGAGGAUGCAAAUGCAAGACCUUUGAUUGGUGAUGUAGUAACAGCUCUUGGAGUUUUAGCAAUAAGGCAUGUACAAGUUGGUAAACAAAAAAGUACAAAAGAAACUUGUAAUGAGCAAGGCGAAGCAAGUUGGCAAAUGAAUUUGAUAGAGUAGAGAG